Molecule: messenger RNA, 1155 nt
Organism: Thrips palmi
Lineage: Eukaryota; Metazoa; Arthropoda; Insecta; Thysanoptera; Thripidae
Exons: 4
Coding region: 71-802 (243 amino acids)
Source: RefSeq, a predicted model, not a curated record
UGCGAUAUAUUAUCAUCUUGUCUUUUUUUAGUACAGGGUAUGCAAUCGUACGCCCAAUGGGAAAAAUGUUAUGUCUUUUUGCCCGGGUUGCUCCAAAAGCUUUCAGCGAUACGACAGCCAUAUCAACUCUCCAAACGUUCACUCUGACAUGAACAAAAAGGCGAUCGUUGCGUAUCAAAAAGCCCACUACACGCGCCAAAUGAGGGGGCCUAUCCACAUGGAUUCCCUGAUUGCUGACCUAAUGCAAGUAAAGCAUGACAAAGGCAAAAUGAAAGCCAUUUUGGACAAUGUGUUCACUUUGCUCGGGGUCGGUCAAGAUGACGAUCCAAAAAAGUGCAUCGUUCUGCAUGACGCUAAAACGUGCUUUCUGAAAGAAUGGGUGCCACCUGCCGAUGAAGUUAAUGCACUGGAUGUAAGGGUGCAUGUGAUUGAUGAGGAGACCAUUGAAGACGACCGAGAAGAUGAAGAGAGUGUCACAGAAGAAGAAAACAGAGAAGAUGAUGCUGAUGGAGGUGACAUUCUACAAGGAUAUGAGACACGUUACAACUGUUUCCUUGAUGGAGAUACGUUCGUCCAAAAGUUUCAAUUGAAAGGCAAGUCGCGGUCAACGUUGUCCAAUCGUAUACUUCGAAUGGAUCUUAAAGACUGCAGUGGUGCCUUGCUCAUCAUUUUCAAUAACUUGACUCUUUCGGUGUCUGGACGUGCCCGCCUUAUUCGCGUACACGUCGAAGCGCGCGACGCAUUUGAGACAUUACGUCUCCUUAUCGUGACGGAUGCACGAUCGAGUGUCAAGUGGUUCUGACACCAAGGCGCAUUCAAGCGGAAGACCGGUGCAGGUGGUUGUUACUCAUGGUGCGGUUCGAGCGCCACAGCCAUCGAAACGAACUUGUUCGUAUUCAAUGACUUGGGUCUUGAACUAAACCAUGGAACUCGACUGUCUGCGCAGGUCUUCCACUCAGAUGCAGAUUGACGAGACUUUGCGUUCUGGUCAUUGUAACUAAUGUCACACUGAACACCGAGCAGCUCUGAUACCAGUAUGUCUAGCUAGUUAAUUAGAGUUCUGUACGGUAUGUUUAAAAUGUACGUUUAAACUUAGAGUUAAAUUUUUCGCAUGUAACUAAUGAAAUUUGAAUGAAUAAACUUGGUAUAAAAAGA